GCCAGGAGGUGGAGAUCCCAAGGGCCCUGCGCUUCAUCACCCACUUCCCCCUCCCUCUGCCUCUAUAUCACCGGCACCCCCUCCUCCUUCUCUUUUCCCUCCUCCCUGGAGACAGGGGAGGAGAAAAGGGGAGCUCGGGUCGUCAUGACUGAGCUGCCGGCAAAAAAUCCGCGGGCACCCCACGCGUCGACAGCCGCGCCCUCCCCCACCCACGUCGGGUCCCCCUCGCUUGGACACUUGGACCCCUGCAUCUUUCAGAGGAGCCAGCCAUCGGACACAGCGUCUGUGGUCUCGCCUAUACCCAUUUCCCUGGACGAGAGGCUGUUCUUCCCUCGGUCCUGCCAGGGUCCGGAGUUCCCAGGCGGAAAAGCACAGAACGAGCGGUCGCUGUCCGAAGUGAAAGGAGCGUUCUCUGGAGUCGGCGCCUCUUGUGGGGCAGGAGGGAGCAGUCCCAGAGCCCCAGAGAAGGACAGCAGACUCUUAGACAGUGUCUUAGACACACUACUGGCGCCCUCGGGGACUGAGCAGAGCCACACCAGUCCUCCAGUCUGCGAGGACAUCACAUCUUGGUGUCUCUUUGGAUCGGAGCUUCCAGAAGAACCCCGCAGUGUCCCUGCUACCAAGGGGUUGUCCCCGCUCAUGAGCCAGGCAGAGAGCAAAGCUGGCGACAGCUCCGGGACAGGAGCGGGGCAGAAGGUGCUGCCCAAGGGGCUGUCACCACCCCGGCAGCUGCUGCUCCCGACCUCAGGGAGUGCUCAUUGGCCCGGGGCAGGAGUGAAGCCUUCUGCGAAGCCAUCUGCAGUGGAGGAGGAAGAGGAAGAGGAGGACUGUGGUCUAGAGACUGAGGGCUCCGCGGGUCCGCUUCUAAAGAGCAAACCUCAAGUACUGGAAGGCACGAACAGCGGAGGAGGAGUUGUAGCCAGCGCGCCCGCAGCGGCCCCAGGAGGCGUCACCCUGGUUCCCAAGGAAGAUUCCCGAUUUUCUGCUCCCAGGGUCUCCUUGGAGCAAGACGCUCCCCUGCCUCCCGGGCGCUCUCCACUGGCCACCACACUGGUGGAUUUCAUCCACGUGCCCAUUCUGCCUCUGAACCACGCGCUCCUGGCAGCCCGCACCCGGCAGCUGCUGGAGGGGGACAGCAACGACGGCGGGGCCUCAGCCCAGGGCUCCAUUGCCCCUCUUCGAGGCUCGCCCUCCACGCCAUCACCGCCGGUGCCCUGCGGCGACUUCCCAGACUGCACCUUCCCGCAGGACGGCGACCCCAAAGAGGACGCGUUCCCUCUCUAUGGCGAUUUCCAGCCGCCAAGCUUGAAGAUCAAGGAGGAGGAGGAGGGAGCCGAGGCAUCUGCGCGCUCAUCGCGCCCCUACCUGGUGGCUGGAGCCAGCGCUGCCACCUUUCCAGAUUUCCCGCUGGCGCCGGCGCCGCCUCGAGCUCCCUCCUCCAGGCCCGGAGAGGCAACGGUGGCCAGUGGCCCCGGCAGUUCUGCGGUGUCGCCCGCGUCCUCUUCGGGGUCCGCGCUGGAGUGCAUCCUGUACAAAGCUGAGGGCGCGCCGCCCACGCAGGGCUCGUUCCCGCCGCUGCCCUGCAAGCCCCCGACCACCGGCUCUUGCCUGCUCCCGAGGGACAGCUUGCCCGCCACUCCGGCUGCCUCGGCAGCCCCCGCCAUCUACCCGCCGCUAGGUCUCAACGGGCUCCCGCAGCUGGGCUACCAGGCCGCCGUGCUGAAGGACAGCCUGCCCCAGGUCUACACGCCCUAUCUCAACUACUUGAGGCCAGACUCGGACACCACCCAGAAUCCACAGUAUGGCUUUGAUUCCUUACCUCAGAAGAUCUGCUUAAUCUGUGGGGACGAAGCAUCUGGCUGUCACUAUGGCGUGCUCACCUGUGGGAGCUGCAAGGUCUUCUUUAAACGGGCAAUGGAAGGGCAGCAUAACUAUUUGUGUGCUGGAAGAAAUGACUGCAUUGUUGAUAAAAUCCGCAGAAAGAACUGCCCAGCUUGUCGCCUGAGAAAAUGCUGUCAGGCUGGCAUGGUCCUUGGAGGUCGGAAGUUUAAGAAGUUUAAUAAAGUUCGAGUUAUGAGAGCCCUCGAUGGUGUUGCUCUCCCUCAGUCAGUGGGCCUUCCUAGUGAGAGCCAGACCCUAGGCCAAAGAAUCAACUUUUCUCCAAAUCAAGAAAUACAGCUGGUCCCCCCACUGAUCAACCUGCUCAUGAGCAUCGAGCCUGACGUGAUCUACGCCGGACAUGACAACACAAAACCUGACACCUCCAGCUCUUUGCUGACCAGUCUCAAUCAACUAGGCGAGAGGCAACUGCUUUCAGUAGUCAAAUGGUCUAAGUCAUUGCCAGGUUUCCGGAACUUGCAUAUUGAUGACCAGAUAACCCUGAUUCAGUACUCCUGGAUGAGUCUGAUGGUGUUUGGCCUGGGCUGGAGAUCCUACAAGCAUGUCAGUGGGCAGAUGCUAUACUUUGCACCUGAUUUAAUCCUAAAUGAGCAGAGGAUGAAAGAGUCAUCGUUCUACUCGCUGUGCCUUACCAUGUGGCAAAUCCCACAGGAAUUUGUCAAGCUCCAAGUGACCCAUGAGGAGUUUCUCUGCAUGAAAGUCUUGCUCCUUCUUAACACAAUUCCUCUAGAGGGAUUGAGGAGCCAAAGCCAAUUUGAAGAGAUGAGGUCAAGCUAUAUCCGGGAACUGAUCAAGGCGAUAGGCUUACGGCAGAAAGGGGUGGUCCCCAGUUCACAGCGCUUCUAUCAACUUACAAAACUUCUUGACAGCUUGCAUGAUCUCGUGAAGCAGCUCCACCUGUACUGCCUGAAUACAUUUAUCCAGUCUCGGGCACUGGCUGUGGAAUUUCCGGAAAUGAUGUCUGAGGUUAUUGCUGCACAGCUGCCCAAGAUCCUGGCGGGCAUGGUGAAGCCUCUCCUCUUUCAUAAAAAGUGAUGUGUUUGCCUUGUUUGCUUUACAAAAAUUGAAUCUUGUGGUAUGUCUGUUAUGUCUUAGGAUGGUCAUGUCUUGUGUCUUUAUAACGUCCUUCUGAAAGCCGUCCAUGUAUACAUAUAAUCCUGUGUCGAUUUAUGAGAAACCCUGGGAGAUUCUGAUUUUCUUCUGUAAUGCCUAAGUAGAGUUUUGAAAGUGUUUCAUGUACCCCUAUUUUCGUUGAAAGUUUAUUCAGUUAAAAAGGACUAAAAUGUAUUGUGUAUGUAACUAUAUCUCAUCUGUGUUAUUUCAUACUUUUCAGGUGAGAAUUUGUAACUUUUACACCUAACAGUUAACCAGUCUCCCAUAGAGAGGAAAGCACCCCCACCCUUAACAAUAAAUCAUACGUGCCACUACUGGAUAGUUGGUGGUCUCCCAAAACUGAACCUUUAAAAUGGUAGUCGAGGAUGUAACCUUUCUGUGAGAAAAUUCAUAACCUGAAUUUUCUCAAAUUUUCAAAGAAGUUUUAAUGCAGAAAAAGGAAAAAGAAAAAGAAAAAAGAAAAAAUGAAACAGGAAAACAGAAAGGGAGCUGGAGCUGGUUCACGUUUGUGAAACUAGGCAAACUGUGGUUGGAAGCAGACCUAUGACAGAGGUAACGCUUAGCUAGCAGCUGUGCACUGCUGAGGAAGAAGACGCCUUCUAAUAAGGCCCUAUGAAUGUCAGGAAUCAGGAGCUCUCUUCUCUCACGGGAAUCCGCAGUGUUGGCUGACCUUGUAGACUCAAUCGCCCUUGGUAGGUCCGUGUCCUUGCCAACAUGGGGGCGUCUUUCCUCCAAUCCUUCCUUUGCCCAUCUCUUCUUAUUAACAUUUUAUCAAACAGGCCUUGAAGGCAAGAAGAGAAAAUGUGAGGAAGUAGGUCUGAGGGAAGGGGUACACACCUUUAAUUUCUUGGGAAUAACGUUCUUUUUUAGGGAAAUGUAGGAAGUGAAUCUCAGGUGGGAAUGCUUUUAGUGCCUCUCUCUGAAUCUGAAAGAGAUGAUUUAGAAAUAGACCAAUCUCAGGUGGAAAAGUUUUGAGUGCCUAUGCCCCAAUUCCGAGUGAGUUGCUUCAGGAAAUCCUAGAUACUUGCUUGAAAUAAUACAACCAGGUUCAGUGAUGAUAAAACACACAAUUCAUUUUGUCAUUUGUACUUAAAAUUUUCAUUUGAAAGACAGACAAUAGUUCUUUACUGAAAUUAAUUACUGGGCAUCUGCUAGUUUAAAAAAAGCUCACAUGUGUAUACAUGCCAAGUUCACACAAGUGGUAAGUUCAAUAAAAGUCAGUUACUGUUUGCUUUGAUUAAAUCAUUAAUAUCAGUUGAGUCAUAUUAUAUAUAUUUAAUAUAUACAUAUAUGUAUAUAUACAAUAAUUUCUCUAAAUUAACAAUAAAUUCUCUAAAUUAAGAAAAAAUAACUGGCUAUGGUGUAUCCAUAAACAAUAAAUUCCUUAGUACAUUUAGAAGAGAGAUUAAAAUAAAGACCAAUCAGGACUCUUGACUUUGUUAAUUUCAUACAUGAGGAAAUCAUACUGGCUUACCGGCUGCACAGCACAUUGGUCAGAGCAGCCAACCAAAGCUUUACCCAGGUACUGCAGCCAUCAGCUUUAGUAAAGAGACUGCUCUUCCUCACUGGUCUGCAUGGCUUCUUCUGCAAUGUGUCUAAGGUACACUAAUCUUGACUGGUUCUUCAUAACCCCACAUAUGUAUGCACAGUCUCUCUUCACCUUUCAGGCCAAAGGAUCUGAUUCUGCUAUUUCCUCACUGAAACCUGUUCAGGGACUUCCGCUCAGCCAUCGUCUACACAUCAGAAUUUCCAAGUGGACUUUGAAAGCACGCGCACGCGCGCGCGCACACACACACACACACACACACACUUUUAUUUUUUAUUCUUUUUAAUCUUGGUCUACAUUCUUAAAAGUUGCCCUUUAAUUUGUCAACUUACUAUAUGCUGCCAUUAUGUUCCUUUGUCGGCCAGAGUUUCUCCACUCUCAUUCUUGAGCCGGGCGCGUGUCAACCUUCAAGACCUGUAUUGCUUCUGUAGAGUCUUCCUCAGUCGGCCGCACAGUGAUUCAUAUUGAGUGCCCUGUGGUUGUCUGAGUUACAGUAAUACCCAGCUGCACCGCUCAGAUGGUCCAUAGGUCUAUGGGCUGUGAUGAGAAAAGACCGUAUGUUUCUUGGCAGAGAGUGGACUGUGACAUUUGUUCCCUUGCUGUGACUUCCCCAAUCACAUUAAGAAACUUCCCAUGACUUUCUCAAUCACUUUACCUGCAGCUUUGUUUCUCUUUAUUUCUAAUCUGUGUUUUCCCUAUCCUGUGAUAGCUUGCCUUUUCUUAACAACAACAUGGUAACAUAUUUUAUAUGUAUUCAGAACAAUAAUCUGUUUCCUGUUCUAAACUUUACAACAGAAUGAAUGGAAUAAUAUUUCCUUCCCUAUAAAAGAUUCUAAAAUAGUUAUGUACUCUUCCAUUGUUUUAUAUUGCAAAUAUCAAUGUAAAAUUAUCCCCUUAUUUCUGAUUUUAUUGAACAAAUAUUUUUGAGUCCCUACUAUUAGUGUAGGAAAAUAUGUUAACAAGAUUAAAUAGAACCUGGAGCUAGAGGAAAAUUAUGUGUAACUCAAGAAAGGGACAUCCCACGAGUAGUGUAAAUCUAGUGAUGCUAGAUAGAAGGCCAUCAGAUACUUAUGGGAUAUAUGAGUUUCAUUCUUCACAUUUGAUAUGGGCAAGGCAUUAUUUAUGUACAAUUUGAAUGGGAUAAAUUCCAGAAAAGGAUAGUAUUUUUAAUUAAUAAUUAUAUAAUCUAGGCUACUGUCAGCAAUUCAUUUGCUUUAAAUUGGCAUGUGCAUUGCUUUAUUGGAAAAGUCUUCAAUACCAUUUUCCACAAAUAUAAUCACAAUAAAAAUAUUUUUAAGAUCUGCAAUGUAGAAUACUUAGGUAAAAUUUUCUUCUGUGACUGGUGUAUGAACUGUGAGAGAUUGGUGAAUGAAUGUAGCCAAGGCCAAUGUCAUGAGUUCUUUUCCUUAAGUAACGGCCCCCGGAACCCUGGAUGCAGUCCUUAUCAAGUCCUUUUUCCACUGAAUUAAAGCACUGACUGGCUAAUAGUUCCCAUUGUCUACAGCACAGCCUCAAUUCAAGCUAUUGAGAAUUUCAUAAUUUAUUUCAGCUAAGCCCUGUUGUCUUCAGGACUGGGCUUUAUUAUGGCCCUUGUUUUGCAAAUGCCUAAAAAUAUUUGAUAUUCUUGAUCUUGAUCACCAUCAUAGUUUAGAUAUCUAAACACCAGGAUUUACUAUUUAAGGCUAAGCUUAGAAAGAAAAACAUUCCCAGAAGAACAUGACAUGACCAAGUGGAAGUUACCUCAUCGCAGAGUCUUUUCUCUACCAUAUCAGCUAUGACGACUCCAUUCCUAUCUAGUCAUCGUAACCUUUAUCUCCAUCCUGCGGGUCAUGUUCUGUGGGCUGCUCUAGAGGAAAUUACAGCAGAAGAACACAGGCUCUAUAUCAUGAAAUACUUGAAUGAUACUGAAGCCGAUUUUGUACUUAAUGACAGAUUUCCUUUACAAAGGUUAGAAAAACUGUUUGUGUCUCAAAAGAUGAUUGUGGACAGUAUCAAUUAUUUUGUGCAGCUAUUUGUUUCCAGUGUUUAAAAACACGGCACCUUAGUUAGGCCGUACUUUUUCAUUGUGCUUUUUGACACUGAACCUUAACUUUUACUCCUGUACAGGUAUGAAAUAAAAUAUUUUUUACGUAGCCAUGGUG
Alexandromys fortis (reed vole) is the source of this 6699-nucleotide messenger RNA. RefSeq names its product progesterone receptor (gene Pgr). NCBI's taxonomy places the organism in Eukaryota, Metazoa, Chordata, Mammalia, Rodentia, Cricetidae. Gene Ontology annotation, biological process: nuclear receptor-mediated steroid hormone signaling pathway; regulation of transcription by RNA polymerase II. The record is from RefSeq and is a predicted model, not a curated record. Gene Ontology annotation, cellular component: nucleus; chromatin. The transcript has 8 exons. Bases 145 to 2934 code for a protein of 929 amino acids. Gene Ontology annotation, molecular function: steroid binding; estrogen response element binding; zinc ion binding.